CCCUCGAACCACUCUCUCUUUUGCUUUUUUCCGACUUCACUCCAUCUCUAGAUCCAUCCCCAAUUCAAAUCGUAAGGUAAAUUUCUCAUCUUUUUACAGAUCAGAUCCAUUCUGCAUCUGGGUUUCCAUUUUCUUGAUGGGGUUUUUUGAGAUUUUGCUUUUGAUUUCAUGUUCGUUUCUUGAAAUUGUUCAUGGGUAUUAUCUUCCCGGAAGUUUCCCCCAUAAAUACGACGUCGGUGAUCGAUUAACCGUAAAAGUCAAUUCAUUGACCUCCAUAGAUACAGAAAUCCCAUAUGGGUAUUACACCUUACCCUUCUGUAGACCUAUUGAAGGCAUUAAAGAUAGUGCUGAGAACAUUGGGGAGCUUUUAAUGGGAGAUCGAAUCGAAAAUUCUCCAUAUCGGUUUAAGAUGUUCAAGAACGAAACCCAGAUAGUUUUAUGCAAAUCCAAUCCCUUAACAGCUGAUGAAUUCAAGACUUUAAAAGAAAGAAUUGAUGAAAUGUAUCAAGUUAACUUGAAUCUUGAUAACCUUCCUGCAAUUAGGUACACUAAAAAAGAUGAAUACUUUCUUAGGUGGACUGGUUAUCCUGUUGGAAUUAAGGUUAAAGAUGUUUAUUAUGUCUUUAACCAUUUGAAGUUUACGGUUUUGGUUCAUAAGUAUGAGCACAACAACGUUGUUGGUGUGAUUGGGACCGGAGAUGGGGCCGAAUUGAUCACCCAUGGCAAUGAAACGAAUAACGAAGGUUAUAUGGUGGUUGGGUUCGAGGUUCAACCGUGUAGCGUGAACCAUGAUAUCAGUCUACUCAAGUACGCUCAACCGUACUCAAAAUACCCCAAAGAGAUCAAAUGUGAUCCUCUUUCAGUGGCUAUGGCUGUAAAAGAAGGUCGAUAUGUGACGUAUAGUUAUGAGGUUUCGUUUGUUUUGAGCGAUAUAAAGUGGCCUUCGAGAUGGGAUGCAUAUUUGAAGAUGGAAGGUGCGAAAGUUCACUGGUUUUCGAUAUUGAAUUCGUUAAUGGUGAUCACUUUUCUUGCCGGUGUGGUUCUUGUUAUAUUCUUGAGGACGAUUCGUAGAGAUUUGGCUCGUUAUGAGGAGUUAGACGAGGCUCAGAAUCAAAUGAACGAAGAAUUAUCGGGGUGGAAGCUUGUUGUUGCUGAUGUUUUCCGAGCUCCAAAUCAUCCCGCGCUUUUGUGUGUUAUGGUGGCGGAUGGUUGUCGAAUCCUUGGAAUGGCGGUCGCUACUAUAUUCUUCGCUGCUAUCGGAUUUAUGUCUCCGGCUUCGCGUGGGGCCCUCAUUUCAGGCAUGCUUAUGUUUUAUCUGCUAUUGGGAGUUCUUGCUGGUUAUGUUGCUGUUUGGUUACAAAGGACACUUGACGCUGGGAACCCUCGACGAUGGUUUUCCGCGGCAUCAAGAGUCGCGUGUUUCUUCCCGGGUAUCUCGUUCCUGAUACUAACAAUACUAAAUUCACUUUUGUGGGCGAGUCAAAGCACGGGCGCCAUUCCCUUUACAACGUUCAUCGUUCUAAUCUUACUCUGGUUUUGCAUAUCGGUGCCCUUGACAUUAAUCGGUGGGUUUGCUGCCACAAAAGCUCGGUAUCUCGAGUACCCUGUUCGCACAAACCAAAUCCCUCGUGAAAUUCCCACUCCAAGAUUCCCUUCGUGGCUUUUGGUUCUAGGAGCCGGGACGCUCCCAUUUGGAACUCUCUUCAUCGAGCUAUUCUUUAUCAUGUCCAGCAUUUGGCUCGGCCGUGUUUACUAUGUUUUCGGGUUUCUUUUGGUCGUCCUUAUUUUACUCGUGAUGGUUUGUGCCGAAGUAUCGCUUGUUCUCACUUACAUGCACCUUUGUGUCGAGGAUUGGAAAUGGUGGUGGAAAUCGUUUUUCGCUUCUGGUUCUGUUGCGUUAUAUAUCUUUUUGUAUUCAAUUAACUAUCUUGUUUUCGAUCUCAAGAGCUUAAGUGGGCCCGUGUCUGCGAUACUCUACUUGGGUUAUUGUCUAUUCAUGGUGUUGGCCAUUAUGCUCGCCACGGGAGCUGUUGGGUUCUUGACAUCAUUGUUUUUUGUUCAUCGUCUUUUCUCUUCUGUUAAGAUAGACUGAUAUCAAUUUUUUUAAAGUUGAAAUAUAGGAGAGAUUGAUGAUUUUGAUCUUGUUAAUUU
Molecule: messenger RNA, 2151 nt
Organism: Cynara cardunculus var. scolymus (artichoke)
Lineage: Eukaryota; Viridiplantae; Streptophyta; Magnoliopsida; Asterales; Asteraceae
Product: transmembrane 9 superfamily member 11-like
Exons: 2
Coding region: 137-2092 (651 amino acids)
Biological process (GO): protein localization to membrane
Cellular component (GO): membrane
Source: RefSeq, a predicted model, not a curated record